Messenger RNA from Lepus europaeus (European hare), 1445 nucleotides. RefSeq names its product actin-related protein 3-like. NCBI's taxonomy places the organism in Eukaryota, Metazoa, Chordata, Mammalia, Lagomorpha, Leporidae. Gene Ontology annotation, cellular component: actin cortical patch; Arp2/3 protein complex. Bases 25 to 1281 code for a protein of 418 amino acids. The transcript has a single exon. Gene Ontology annotation, biological process: Arp2/3 complex-mediated actin nucleation. The record is from RefSeq and is a predicted model, not a curated record. Gene Ontology annotation, molecular function: actin filament binding.
CGGCAGCAGCAGGCGAGGAGGAAGAUGGUGGGACGGCUGCUGGCCUGUGUGGUGGACUGUGGCACGGGGUACACAAAACUAGGAUAUGCUGGAAAUACAGAACCACAGUUUAUCAUCCCUUCCUGUAUUGCUAUUAAGGAGUCAGCAAAAGUGGGUGAUCAAGCUCAAAGGAGGGUGAUGAAAGGUGUUGAUGACCUAGACUUCUUCAUUGGUGAUGAAGCAAUAGAAAAACCUACAUAUGCAACAAAGUGGCCAAUUUGCCAUGGUAUAGUUGAAGAUUGGGAUUUCAUGGAAAGGUUUAUGGAACAAGUGAUCUUUAAAUAUGUAAGGGCAGAACCUGAAGACCAUUAUUUUCUUUUGACUGAACCUCCACUGAAUACUCCAGAAAACAGGGAAUAUACUGCUGAAAUAACGCUUGAGUCUUUCAACGUUCCAGGCUUGUACAUUGUUGUACAGGCUGUUCUUGCCUUAGCGGCAUCCUGGACCUCAAGACAAGUAGGAGAACGGACAUUGACUGGUACGGUAAUAGAUAGUGGAGAUGGUGUCACUCAUGUCAUUCCUGUGGCUGAAGGGUAUGUGAUUGGCAGCUGUAUUAAACACAUUCCAAUCGCAGGACGAGAUAUAACAUACUUUAUUCAGCAACUGCUGAGAGACCGAGAAGUAGCAAUCCCUCCAGAACAAUCCCUGGAAACUGCUAAGGCAGUAAAGGAGCGCUAUAGCUAUGUCUGCCCAGAUUUAGUAAAGGAAUUUAACAAGUAUGACACAGAUGGGUCAAAGUGGAUUAAGCAGUAUACUGGAAUCAAUGCUAUCUCUAAGAAAGAAUUUUCCAUUGAUGUUGGUUAUGAGAGAUUCCUAGGACCUGAAAUCUUUUUCCAUCCAGAGUUUGCUAAUCCAGACUUUACGCAGCCUAUCUCAGAAGUUGUAGAUGAAGUAAUUCAGAAUUGUCCUAUUGAUGUUAGACGUCCUCUCUACAAGAAUAUUGUCCUCUCUGGAGGUUCAACCAUGUUCAGGGACUUUGGACGUCGUUUCCAAAGAGAUUUGAAAAGAACUGUAGAUGCCAGGCUGAAGUUGAGUGAAGAAUUGAAUGGCGGUAGAUUGAAGCCAAAACCUAUUGAUGUACAAGUCAUUACACACCACAUGCAACGAUAUGCAGUUUGGUUUGGAGGAUCGAUGCUGGCUUCCACACCUGAGUUCUACCAAGUAUGCCAUACCAAAAAGGAUUAUGAAGAAAUUGGACCUAGCAUUUGUUGUCACAAUCCAGUGUUUGGAGUCAUGUCGUAAAAUUGACUUCAUAGUUCUUGGGGUUAGGGAGGUGGAGAAGAGAUAAUUUUUCUGAUUACCUGUUUUGUCUGGAUGGCUGAUUUUGAGGUUUUAAACCUGACUUGAAAUAGUUAAGACCAAACAUGAUUAAACAGGAAUAUUUUAGUAAGUGUAUCAACAUACAC